Molecule: messenger RNA, 1172 nt
Organism: Panicum virgatum (switchgrass)
Lineage: Eukaryota; Viridiplantae; Streptophyta; Magnoliopsida; Poales; Poaceae
Product: ocs element-binding factor 1-like
Exons: 1
Coding region: 223-777 (184 amino acids)
Biological process (GO): positive regulation of DNA-templated transcription
Cellular component (GO): nucleus
Molecular function (GO): DNA-binding transcription factor activity; transcription cis-regulatory region binding
Source: RefSeq, a predicted model, not a curated record
AAGACACCCCACGUAACGGUGGGCCCGGACUGGUGGCGGGCCCACCUCGCGAUGUCUGGCGCCUCGGGAGGGUCGAGGGGGUGAUCCGUGCCUCUAUAAAUAGCGGCCGUUUCCUCAUCGUUCUUCCCUUUUCCCCAAUUCUCUACUCGCCCUCCUUAGUUUCCUGGAAAUUCUGCGGCGGUUUUUCCUAGUGGUGGAAGGCUGCAACUGCAAAGCGAGGAGAUGCUGUCCGUGCAGGAAGCGCUUGACCUUGACUUCGCUGCCGCGUCGUCCAGCUGCGGCGCGCGGGACAUGGGCAUGGACAUUAUCACGUGCGGGUUCACGCCGUGGGGGCCCGACUCGUGCCCUAGCCUGGACCAGGUGAUGGCGUCGAGGACGGCGCCGCCGGCGCGGGAGGAGGAGGACGAGGAGGAGGAGCGGCGGCAGCGGCGCAAGGAGUCGAACCGGCUGUCGGCGCGGCGGUCGCGCGAGCGCAAGCAGCAGCGGCUGGAGGAGCUCCGCGGCACGGCGGCGCGGCUCCGCGCCGAGAAGCAGGCGCUGGAGGAGCGGCAGCGGGCCCUGGCGCGGAACGGCGUCGCGGUGUGCCGCCAGAACGCGCGGCUCCGCGCCGAGGCCGCCGCGCUCGCGCGCCGCCUCCGCGAGGCGCGUAGGCUCCUCGCGCUGCGCCGGAUCGUCGCGGGGCACGCCCUUUCCCCGGCGAUGAUGAUGCCGCCGCCGCUGCAGCACCAGCAGGCCGCCGGUGUCGCGCCCCUGGGGCUCGCCUCGCUCAUGACGUAGGAGGAGCGCCGGCAUGGCGGCAUGGCACGGACUCCGAUCCUCGAUCGAUCCUUUCGCCUCUCAUCCGAUUCUCUCGGUCACGGGUGAAGUUUUGGCACGGACGGACGGGGCUGUCGCGAGCACGUUGUGGCGAACGAAGGUGAAAUGGUCUGGGGCGGGAGUGCGGGACACACACUACUAGUGCUAGUACUAGGCUGCAUGCUAUCCUGCUAGUAUACUACUACUACCAAGUACAGCUAAACGGGUCCCGUGUUGACGUGUCGAUCAGUUGCAUGAUCAGGUGCUACUGCUACAUGGAUCUUGAUGUAAAUUAAAGUGAAAAAAAAUAUUUCACCGGGGCCGAGCCACUCACCCAACGAUCUUGAUGCAAAUUUAUUUCACGUCGCCGCUGCCCG